Messenger RNA from Hydra vulgaris (swiftwater hydra), 1341 nucleotides. RefSeq lists its product as uncharacterized. Lineage: Eukaryota; Metazoa; Cnidaria; Hydrozoa; Anthoathecata; Hydridae. The record is from RefSeq and is a predicted model, not a curated record.
AUGUUGUCCUUCUGGGAUUCUGAAGCCAUAGGCACAACAACAUCUGAAAUUAAUGACGUAGUAUAUGAGAACUUUAAAAAGGAAAUUCAAUUUAAUGAACAUUCUAAACGUUAUGAAGUUAGUUUACCAUUUAAAAUAAACCAUGAUUUAAUUAGUGAUAACUAUACUUAUUGUAUCAAACGUUUGGCACCUGUACUCAAAAAGCUUAGUAAAGACAAUAAACUACUUAUGAGUUACAAUUCAAUUAUUAAAGAACAAUUGUGUCAAGGUGUUAUUGAAGAAGUAAAUAAUCAUAAAAUUAAAUUUGGUAAUGUGCAUUAUCUACCACAUCGACCUGUGGUUAGAGAUGAUAAAUCAACUACUAAAGUACGCAUGGUAUUCGAUGCUAGUGCAUCUAUUGAUGGGCCAUCAUUAAAUGAUUGUUUGAAUGCAGGUCCAAGCUUGACAACUUCUUUGUUUGGUGUACUAUUGCGAUUUCGAUGCUACAAAUAUGCAUUUAUCUCUGACAUUGAAAAAGCAUUUUUACAAAUAUCCUUAAAAGAUGCAGAUCGUGAUUUUGUUCAAUUUUUAUGGGUCAAAAAUGUUGAUACAGUUAAUAGUGAAAAUAUUUUAUCCUCUCAAAUUGCUACAUAUUGUUUAUGCAGAGUUUUAUUCGGCGUAACUUCGUCGCCCUUUUUACUUAGCGCAACAUUAGCUACUCACCUGCAAAAACAUGUUAAAGCUGAUCCAGAUUUUGUUAAAAAGAUGAUGUUAGCAUUGCAUGUUGAUGAUUUAAACUCUGGUAGUAAUGAUUUAAAUCAAUGCAUAAACUUUUUUACUAAAGCUAGAGAUUGCUUACACGAAGCAAAUUUUAAUCUUAGAAAGUUUGAAUCAAACUCGAUGAAGCUUGAACAGAAGAUUCAGCCACUUAAUUAUAAACGAAUGACUGAAACUAAAGUACUUGGUCAAUCAUGGGAUAAGGAUUCUGACGAGUUUACCUAUUCAUUUAAUGGUAUUACUUCACACUAUAAACAUAUUUGUUCAAAAAGAAAUGUUAUGAAAUUUAUUGCUAGUCUUUUUGAUCCUAUGGGACUUAUUAACCCAGUAAUUGUACGAUGUAAGUGCUUGUUUCAGAAGUUAUGUAUUGCGAAAUAUUCUUGGGAUGAUUUGAUGUCUGGUGAUAUUUUAGAGGAGUGGCAUGAUAUUAUAUUUGAUUUUUGUUCUUUAAACAAAGAACUUUACCUCGUUGGAUUUUGUCGGAUUCUUACUUAUCCAAUACUAAUGUUAAACUUGAACUUCAUGCCUUUGCUGAUGCAAGCCUUAAAGCCUUUGGUACUUGUAUAUAUCUUAGAUGUAUUAUAA